GCAUAUGUUAGAACCGUGUUUCUUUUAACAUCAAGCCUCUUUCGUUCAACUAGUAUUUUAAGGACGUUUACAUUUACGCAAUUCUUAGUGAUAAUUUCUGAAGAGGUUCCACUAAGUGGCCUAACUAUCAUUUUUCUAGAUCGGCCGUUCUCCCACUCUAUUGAUGUCGCUGAGGAUUUGUUACUUGACGUAUCAUCACCGUUGUUGUCGAAUAAUGUAGUAUGCACAGAUAGUACUGGCUCUGCGUACCUCGUCGAUUUAGCCACGGAAAAAAAGAUCUCUGACUGGAAGGCUCAUUCAUUGCCCUACUCUGAUGCCCGAUGCGAGGUGUGGACAUGUGCAUCAAACGGUAAUCUGGUGUGCACUGGUGGAGAGGACGCAACCCUCAAAAUAUGGGACGUCCGUGAUCAUUCCGCCAUUCAGCAACAUAGCGAAUUCAGCGCAGGAGUUACAUUUAGUGGUUGGGAAGGAGAUCACGUAAGAUUACUGACAACAGGACGCUAUAAGUUGAGUGUAAUGAUACUUGGAUUUCAGACUGCCGGUGGUGUUUGGCACAUUGAAAAUUGUGAACGUACUUAUCUUGUUGCAUGUAUGUAUGGCGGAUGGGCUUUGUUUGACAAGAAUUUAAAACUUUCCCUGGCGAACAAAACGGCAGGAGAACAACUUCUAUAUGGAGUAACCAUGAUAAGUGACAGAUCAAUUGUUUACACGUCAUUCAACGACUGUAAGGUGACAAUCACUACGUUGUGA
Messenger RNA from Angiostrongylus costaricensis, 750 nucleotides. Lineage: Eukaryota; Metazoa; Nematoda; Chromadorea; Rhabditida; Metastrongylidae. The record is from the annotation of a GenBank genome assembly.